This is a messenger RNA of Penicillium subrubescens, 291 nucleotides long. RefSeq names its product trypsin inhibitor-like cysteine-rich domain-containing protein. NCBI's taxonomy places the organism in Eukaryota, Fungi, Ascomycota, Eurotiomycetes, Eurotiales, Aspergillaceae. The coding region runs from base 1 to 291 and encodes 96 amino acids. The record is from RefSeq and is a predicted model, not a curated record. The transcript has 3 exons.
AUGAAGUUGAUUAUGGUUCUCGCCGCUCUUGUCGCAACUGCGAUAGCAUAUCCUGCCCCUGAGCCAGAACCGCAAGAGAGCUGUCCUGCAGAUAAAGUCUUCAAUAGUUGUGGUACGGCCUGCCCAUUGACGUGUCGCAACUUUGAGAACCCCCCAGAAGUCUGUGCUAUGACCUGUGUUCCCGGAUGCGCCUGCCCGGACGAUUUUGUCCUUAAUGAGGCGGGUGAUUCCUGUGUGGUCGAGGAAGACUGCCCAAAACCCGAACCUAUAGAUGGAACAGGAGAUGUUUAA